Molecule: messenger RNA, 3579 nt
Organism: Schistosoma spindalis
Lineage: Eukaryota; Metazoa; Platyhelminthes; Trematoda; Strigeidida; Schistosomatidae
Source: the annotation of a GenBank genome assembly
AUGGAUAAUGUACCAUGUUGUUAUUGUACCUAUGAAGUGCCUUUCCGAGGAGUUUCUUCAGAAAAUCCGACGGGUCACUUGCUAACUGCUGUUAGAAAUUCGGGGGAGAAGCAAUUGUUUGGAAAGCCUUUGGAUAAAAUUUUUCGUUUUGGGUGUUUUGAAGUUGCACACAACAAAUUAACAUUAUAUGGAAUUUUGGGUUUAUCAAAUUGGGAAGUCUUAUUUGUACCAUGUAUUAAUCUUGGACAAAUUAAUAAGGAGGAAAUUAAUGCUACUCGUCAAUUAUUAUCUCAAACACUUCAUCGUACAGAACCAUAUUUUUAUCAUUCAUGGAUUUCUAAUCGUCCUGGUUGUAUUGGUUUAGGUAAAAUUGAUUAUCUAAUUAUACAAGAUCGACAUGAUCAUUUAUAUAAAUUUGAUCCAAUCAAUAAUAUAUGGUUACAUUCAAUAAAUGCUUGUGGUAUAAAAUUAAAAAAAUUUAAAAAAUAUUGGUUAAAUACUACUACUACUACUAAUAGUAAUAAUAAUACUACUAACAAUACUACUACUAAUACUACUAAUAGUAAUAAAUUACCUCAUACACCAACACGUUUAUUAAUAUUAACAACAGAUUUUGAAGUGUAUAGUUUUCAAUUAUGUUAUAAUCAAUUAAAAUUAUCAACUAUAUCUAUAGUAACAACAAAAGAAUUCAAUAAAUUACGUAAAAAAAAUAUAAAAAAUAAUAUCAAUUUAUUUAUUCAUUUAUUAACUAAAAGAAUAUCCUAUAUACGUAAAUCUACUGGAUAUUUAUUAGCUAAUGAAUAUGCCCUACAUCAUAAUAAUCAUAAUCAUAAUAAUGAUUUGGAAACAUUAUUAACUAUUCAACAAAAUACAAAUUAUCAUAAUAUACAUAAAAGAUCUAAUGUAAAUAUCUAUGAAAGUAAUUGGAAUGAUCAAAAACAUGAUUUUUCAGUCAACUUUACUCCAAUUAAUUCACUAACAAGAUUAAAAACAACUUGGUAUCAUCGUUUGAAAGGAAAUUAUACGAUAAUUGAUAAUACAGAUUUUGCUUAUUGUCGUACAUUACCAUUGGAAAUACCAACACUUGCAUUUAAAAUGUCUGUAAUUAUAUUUCGCGAUUACUUUGAAGGACACCGAUUUCCAAUUUUAUCAUUUUAUUAUUCAAAUUCAUUAAUUCAUAAUAAAAAUUCCUCUUUAUAUAAAUAUUAUCCACCUUAUUCAUUGGCUACUCCUCCUCCUCCUCCUCCUCCUCCUACUACUACUACUACUACUACUACUACUAGUUCCCCGGUUUCAGUACCAUUAGUACAUCAGUUUGGUGUAUGGAUAUUAAGAUCUGGUAAUUUAUUAACAAAUAUCAAUAUUCAUCAACUUAUUGAUUGUAAUUAUCAUUUAUCAUCAUCAAAUCAACAAAAAUUAUUUAUAAAACAUAUUAAAUUAUCAUUUAGUGAUCAUAUAAAUGAAUUAUUGAAAGAUCGAAAUAUAACAAAAUCAAUAGAAUCAAUUUAUCAAGAAUUUUAUAUUCCUUUAUCUGAAAAUUAUUCUAAAAAUAUGUAUACUACUUAUAAUGAUACAUCAAUGACAACAUCAGAUCAUCUAUGUAAUAAUAAUAAUAAUAAUAAUAAUAAUAAUAAUAAUAAUAAUAAUAAUAAUGAUCAUGUUGAUAUUGCAAAUUCUCCAGAACAGAAUCAUUUUAUUCCAUCUUCAUUUACAACAGAAUUAUAUGAAAUAAAUCAACAUUAUGAUAAUUGGUUCAUACCUAAACAUAAUCAUAUCAAACAAUCUUGGUUACAAUUAAAAAAUCUUAUACAAUUACCACAAAUUCAUACACCAAAUGUAGAGAUUUUCAAUGAGUUUACAAAUACUACUGAUAAUAAUGAUAAUAAUAAUAGUAAUAAUAGUAUGAAUGAUACUACUGAUUAUGAUUCUUCAAUAGUUGGUGAUUAUCAUUCAUUGAUUAAUGUCGGAACUACUAUUACUACUACUACUACUACUACCAAUAAUAAUCAUAAUAAUAGUAGUAAUGAUAAUCUACUUUUUAUGAAUUGGGAUACAUUAUCUACCGAUUCAUUAAGUAGUGAACGUGAAAAAAAAUAUUCUCAUAUUUCAUUAAGAUCAAAAUCAAAACAAAUGGAUCAUUUAAUAAUUGAUAAACGUUUAUCUACAAAAUCUGAUUGGCAUAAAUUCAGUUUUUCUAACUUAUUUAAAAUUAAUGAUGAUGCUAAUAAUAAUAAUAAUAAUAAUAAUAAUAAUAAUAAUAAUAAUAAUAAUAAUAAUAAUAAUAAUAAUAAUAGACAUAACAAUGUCAUUAAGAAUAAUAAUAAUAAUAAUAAUAAUAAUAAUAAUAGUAAUAGUAAUACAAACAACAAUAAAAGUAGCAGUACUAAUAAUCUUCGUAAUAGUAUAGGUCAAUCACUUGGUAGAAGUUAUUCAUAUUUUUAUUUAUUAAAUAAAAAGAAAUUAGAUCAUUAUGCAUUUCAAUGUAGUCCACAUCGAUCUGAUUGGUAUGAUUAUUUAUUAUCAACAAAUUGGUUAGAUUUAUUAUUGUUUACAUUAAAACAAGCAACACAAUUAAGUCAAUUAAUAUAUCAAUAUUCAAUUAAACCAGUAAAUGGUUAUGAUGGAACAAUUAUUUUAUUAAGUGGACCAGAUAGUGGUCGAAAUUGGCAACCAAUUUUAAUGAGUCUUGUACAGAUAAUGUUAUCUGCUGAGAACAGAACAAUUCUUGGAUUUGAAGAUUUAAUUGAACAAGAAUGGAUUCGUUAUGGUUAUCCAUUUGUCCCUGAUCCAACUGAUUGGCAUGAUGAUUCAGUUAGUUGUGAUUAUGAUGAUGGUGCAUGUUUCGCAUUAUUCAUUGAUUGUGUUCAUCAAUUAUUGGUCCAAUUUCCUACAGAAUUUGCAUUUACAGAGGAUUAUCUUGUCUUAUUAUUAGACAGUGCAUUAAGUCGAGGUGGUGGAACUCCACCAUUCACUAUAGAAUUUUCAUGUUCAUGUGAAGCAGCAAGACAUGUUAAAACAAAAUCAAUGACACAAGAACAAAUUUAUGAAAAAUCUAAUUAUUUUCAUGAUAUUAGAGCAUGGCGUUCAUUUCAUAAUUGGAAUGAUAUAUUAACUGAUUAUGGAUAUCAAUUAUUAUUUAAUUGGUUAUAUUUUUGGCAAUAUAAUUCAGAUCCUGUAAAUAAUAAAUUAGAUUAUACUAAACUUAUACAAACUGUAAACAAAUCUACCCAAAUACUUAUACCAAUUUUAUCACCAUUCUAUUAUCCACGUUUUUGGAUUCAUGCAUGGUAUCGUUGGAAUCGUUCAACACGUUUAACUAAUGGUGGUGGUUAUGCAUUCAAUGCUGCUUAUUAUAGAAAUUUGUUAGGAUCAAUUAUUAUAAAUAAUAAUCAUCAACACCAAUUAAUUAGACCACGUACAAGUACUAGUCCUUAUACUGGUUGGUUAUCAGAUGAAUCUAUUAUAAAUGCAUUAAAUCAAAUGGUUUAUUCAAUAUCAUAUGAUAAAUUUUAUAAAACUUUAUAUGAAAUAGCUCAUUUAUGGGAUAAUGUAUUUCAUGAUAUAUCAUCAUCAUCAUGA